Messenger RNA from Magnolia sinica, 1364 nucleotides. RefSeq lists its product as uncharacterized. The transcript is spliced from 2 exons. Lineage: Eukaryota; Viridiplantae; Streptophyta; Magnoliopsida; Magnoliales; Magnoliaceae. The coding region runs from base 145 to 849 and encodes 234 amino acids. The record is from RefSeq and is a predicted model, not a curated record.
AGAAAGAAAAAAAUUCCUUCUCUCUCCUUAAGCAAGGGAACGAACGAACGAGAAGCUUUCCUUGUUUUUCGAGGUUUUGGAUUGAGAAUUCAAGAGAAGGAUAGAAGAAGGGCAUCUUUGGGAGUCUCUUUUUGAAUUCUUGGAAUGGCAUGGUCACCAAAAUCAGCCGCCAAUGCUUAUCUCGAUACACUGAAACUGUGCAAAUUCGACUAUGAACGCCAUCACAAUUCAUUCAAAUCUGCCGAGCCGGCGACCAACGAGUUCAUUUCAGCCCUAGCGGCUGGCAUGUGCGCGCAGCUCAUUGUGGAAGUCUCAUUUGGCGUCUCCAAAAUGACAAUAGCCCUGGCGGUUGCGGCCCGCCAAACGGGCGGUCGGCUUGUCUGCAUUGUCCCAGAAGCGCAGGCACUACCAGAAUUGAAGCAGUCUAUCAAGGACUCAGGCCUCAAGGACAUUGUCGAAUUCAAGGUGGGUGACCCGCUCGAGCUAUUGCUAGAGUACAAGAACAUCGACUUCUCCCUCGUCGACUGCAAGACCCAUAACUACUCGGCAUUGCUUCAGCUGUUGGAUGUUAAUCCGAGGAGGUCUGUGGUGGUGGCCAACAAUCUAGUGGGAGGGAGAAAAGGUCUAGGUGGCCAUAUGAGUGGGAUGAUGGGAGCCGUUAGAUCAAUGAAGCAUCCCAUAGGGAAGGGUAUGGAAGUGACCAUGAUAGGAAAGAGUGAUGAGUUUGGAAAAAGGGAGAGGAAAGCUGGUGUGGAAAGAGUGAGGACCCCACGCAAGAGCAAUUGGAUUGUGAAGGUUGAUGAGGUUAGUGGGGAGGAGCACAUCUUUAGGGUGCCUAGGUUCAUUUAGAGAGAUGAAAUGGCCCACUUGGACACUACUCUCCUAUGAUGCUAAUGUGGCAUAUGUAUAAGAUCUAAUUCGUUCAUUUGAUGUGUUGAACUGCAAGUAUCAUGCGGCCCAAAAAAUCAUGCCAACUCCUUUUGAAGGUGUUUCUUUUUUAAAGGAUGGCUAAAAAGAAUCAAGUUGUGAUUCACAUAUAGAUGAACCAACUGGCCUGAUUUUCAGUCCAUGGCACAUACAAAGUUGGGCCCACCUGAUGAACGAACUGGAAUUAAACACAAGUGCCACAUGUGUAGGGAAGUGGGAUUCGGAUGGUCUGGGAUCUUUUUUCUGCCACAGGAAAAAAAAAACAGAGUUUUGUUAUAUAAAAGCCCAUGUAGGGUAAUAUGGUUUUGAUACCUAGCAUUGAGCAAUGAAGUAUCAGGCCAAGAAAUUUUUUUAGAAGCAAAUAAUAAUGGGAGAAGAUCAUUCAUUUGUUUUUCAUUAAUGGUGUUUGUUUAAGCAGGCUUGCUUGAAUGCUAAGA